This is a messenger RNA of Vicia faba (fava bean), 1071 nucleotides long. The record is from the annotation of a GenBank genome assembly. NCBI's taxonomy places the organism in Eukaryota, Viridiplantae, Streptophyta, Magnoliopsida, Fabales, Fabaceae.
AUGGGUGUUAUGUAUGAAGAGAUAAGAAGAAACCAAGAAAUAGAUUCAAAACAACACUAUCACCAACAAAACAAUUCAUUGUUUACAAACCUAAUUGACAACAACAAUAAUCAUCAUAGCUAUAUCAACAAUGAAGAAUGUUUUGCAACUGAAAACUAUCAUCCAUCCACAAGUUCAGAAAUGGAUACUAUGUUAUCAAAGCUGAUAUCAUCCAACAAUGGAUGGAGCAAUUGUGAAGAACAAUUGCAAGAGUUUGAUGUGAAGCCUGUGAAGAAAGAAAUAGGUGAAUCUGUUGGAGAGCAUGGUGAUUACUCUUAUGGAGGAUCUGAGUUGACUUAUCAAGGCUUUUCAAGUGGCUCUGGAAAUGGCUUUUAUGGAUCUUUUGGUGGAGGAAACAUUAUUAGGGAUUCUGAGAAUUGUGCUAUAUCUAAAAUGGGUGUGAGGAAUUGCAACAAUCUUGUUAGGCAAAAGAGUUCUCCUGCCGGUUUUUUCGAUAGUGAAAAUGGUCUUACAUCAUUGAGAGAAGACUCAAAUGGACAAGAAACUAUACAUGGUACACUUAACUUCUCAUCUAUGCCAUCUACAUGCUUGAAAAGACUGCCACAAAUAGAUGAAAAUGGAAUCCAAAUCAUAGAAGCAAAUGGUGACUCCAAAUCUCAUCAUAUGCCUAGCUUCACAAAUGAAUUUUGGGACAAUUCAUCAUUCAAUGCUGAAAAAACAGAAACUGAAGAUGAAAUCAUGUUUUCAACUUCAACUGGUUUGGAAUCUCAUGAAGAGAAGUUUCUUCAAAUUCAAGAUUCCGUUCCUUGUAAAAUUCGAGCGAAAAGAGGGUUUGCAACUCAUCCAAGAAGCAUUGCUGAAAGGGUUAGAAGAACGCGAAUUAGUGAUAGAAUCAAGAAACUGCAAGGUCUUUUCCCGAAAUCAGAUAAGCAAACAAGUACAGCAGAUAUGUUAGAUUUGGCAGUUGAGUACAUCAAAGACUUGCAAGAACAGGUUCAGUUACUCACAGAUUGUAAAGAAAAAUGCAAAUGUACAAGUCAUGAGAAGCAACACUCUAGAAAUUGUAGCUGA